This is a messenger RNA of Morus notabilis, 2900 nucleotides long. RefSeq names its product glutamate receptor 2.7. Bases 4 to 2787 code for a protein of 927 amino acids. The transcript is spliced from 5 exons. Gene Ontology annotation, cellular component: plasma membrane. The record is from RefSeq and is a predicted model, not a curated record. Gene Ontology annotation, molecular function: glutamate-gated receptor activity. Lineage: Eukaryota; Viridiplantae; Streptophyta; Magnoliopsida; Rosales; Moraceae.
AUCAUGUUCUCGGCGAUGGCGCAAAAUAACUCGACAACGGAAGUAAACGUGGGAGUUAUUCUGAACUUGGAUACAGGGGUUGGGAAGGUGGGGCUGAGCUGCCUCAAAAUGGCUCUCUCAGAUUUCUACAAUUCCCGCUCUUUCUACAACACUCGUCUCGUCCUUCAUGUAAGGGACUCCAACAAAGAUGUCGUCAAAGCUGCUUCUGCUGCCCUGGACCUGAUGAAUAACGAGAAAGUGGAAGCAAUCAUUGGUCCCCAAACCUCAAUGCAGGCCAAUUUCGUGAUCAACCUCGGCGGACAAGCUCACGUGCCCAUCAUCUCCUUCUCCGCAACAAGCCCUGCUCUCUCUUCUCUUCGCAGCCCCUACUUCUUCCAAGCAACCCAAAACGACUCUUCCCAAGUCAACCCCAUAACCGCAUUAGUCCAAGCUUUUGGUUGGCGACAAGUCGUUCCCAUCUACGUCGACAACUACUACGGCGAAUCUUUCAUCCCUUACCUCACCGACGCUCUCCAAAACGUCGACGUACGAGUCCCUUACAGAAGCGCUGUUCCUCCUAGAGCCACCGACGAGCAAAUAGCUUCCGAGCUUUACAAGCUCAUGACAAUGCAGAGCCGGGUCUUCGUCGUCCACAUGUUGCCCCAUCUCGGGUCUCGGCUUUUCGCCAAGGCGGAGGAGAUCGGGUUGAUGGAGAAAGGGUGUGUUUGGAUCGUCACGAAUGGUUUAGCCGAGUUGUUGAAUAGUACGGUCGUUGGUUCAAUGCAGGGGGUGUUGGGUGUGAAGACUCAUGUGGGAAGGAGAAAAGAGUUGGAGAGUUUUAGAGUGAGGUGGAAAAGGCAGUUCCAAAGAGAGAAUCCUGGUGUUGUUGAUGCGCCUGAGCUUAAUGUUUUUGGAUUGUGGGCUUAUGAUGCUGCUUUUGCACUCGCCAUGGCGGUUGAGAAGGUUGGUGGGAGGAAUGGUAAUGGUUAUGCUAGUUCAGGCUUUGUGCAUUAUGAUUCUGAAAACUCUUCUACUCAGCUUGACACUUUUGGGGUGUCUCGGAACGGUAGGAAACUUCGUGAUGAGCUUUUGGCGAUUCGGUUUAGAGGCCUGACUGGGGAGUUCAGCAUGGUAAGUGGGCAACUUCAGUCGUCGACUUUUGAGGUUGUGAAUGUGAAUGGCAAUGGGGAAAGGCUGGUGGGUUUUUGGUCACCGCAAUCUGGACUUACUAGAAAGUUGAAUGUGGCCGCAAAUGCAAGUGUUGUUUAUUUGACUUCGGAGUCGAAUCUAGGACCUGUUAUCUGGCCGGGAGAUUCUCUGUCCGUUCCCAAGGGAUGGGUGGCGCCAACAAAUGGGAAGAAAUUGAGAGUGGGGGUGCCAGUGAAGUCUGGCAAUUCUAGUUUUGUCAAGUUGAUAAAAGAUCCUAGUACCAACAGAACACAGUUUACUGGGUUCUGCAUAGAGGUCUUCAAUGCUGUGAUUGAUCAAAUGCCUUGUGCAGUUCCUUUUGAUUUCAUACCAUUUUCAAAGCCUAAUGGUGAGAGCGCUGGUUCUUACAAUGAUAUGAUUUAUCAAGUGUAUCUUGGGAACUUUGAUGCAGUGGCAGCUGACAUGACCAUAAUAGCAAACAGGUCCUUAUAUGUGGACUUCACACUGCCAUACACCGAUUCUGGUGUAACCAUGAUCGUGCCAAUCAAAUCCAUGGAAAUGAAAAACGCUUGGGUGUUCUUGAAGCCUUGGACUUGGGAACUUUGGGUGACAACAUGUUGCUUCUUUCUGUUUGUUGGCUUUGUCGUUUGGCUUCUAGAGCACCGCAUCAAUAACGAUUUCCGUGGCCCACCUUCGCACCAGGUUGGCACAAGCUUCUGGUUCUCCUUCUCCACCAUGGUAUUUGCACAUCGCGAGCAGGUUGUGAGCAACAUGGCUAGAAUAGUGUUGAUUAUAUGGUGUUUUGUAGUUCUCGUACUUACUCAAAGUUACACAGCCAGUUUAACAUCACUACUAACCGUUCAACAGCUACGACCAACUCUGACCAAUGUGAAUGAGCUCCUAAAGAAUAAGGUGAAUGUCGGUUUCCCGAAUGGGUCUUUUGUCUUAGAAAUGUUGAGAGAAUUUGUCCCAUUGGAACCAUCUCAGAUUAAGGUUUACAAAUCCCUACAACAUUUGGGAGAGCUUUUUGAAAAUGGUGACAUUGAGGCUGCUUUUGAUGAAAUUCCUUAUGUGAAGCUCUUCAUUGCGAAGCAUUGCUCUAACUAUGCCAUGGUUGGACCAAUCUAUAAAACUGCCGGCUUUGGCUUUGCCUUCCCAAGAGGUUCCCCUUUAGUACGUGAUGUAUCCAGGGCGAUUUUAAAUGUGACAGAAGGAAAUAAAAUGAAGGAAAUUGAAAACGCAUGGUUUACAUCAGCUACCGCUUGUCCAGACUCCAGUGCGGCGGCUUCCUCCGCGAGUCUUGGCCUUAAUAGUUUUUGGGGCUUAUUCCUUAUUGCCGGGAGUGCUUCCUUAUCAACUCUCACAAUAUUUGUGGCUAUGUUCCUCUACAAGCACAGGAAAAUCUGGACACGCUUUGACCCUGAAGUCUCACUAUGGCAAAAGAUCAGAAUGGUGUCGAAAAUCUUUGACGAGAAAGAUCUAAGCUCUCACACUUUUAGAAAGAAUAGUGAGCUACAAAACAGAAGCCCUAAUCAUGUCAUUGAUGUUGUCAAUGGUUCACCAAACAACAAUUUCCCACCAAGUCCGUCAAGCUGUUCGAACCAGACAGAGUUCAACUUCACUGCCCAUGAAGAGCCUGGAAGACCUUCCUCUACUUAAAAGGGCCCUUGGAAGAAUUGAUCAUCAAGUACUCAAAAUGGAUGGCAUCAAGACAGUCAUCAUUAGUGUAGACAUAUAUAGGCGAAUACAAGUUCUAAUAUAACCCAAUAAAG